This is a messenger RNA of Ceratosolen solmsi marchali, 1718 nucleotides long. RefSeq lists its product as uncharacterized. The coding region runs from base 28 to 1695 and encodes 555 amino acids. The transcript has 7 exons. The record is from RefSeq and is a predicted model, not a curated record. Lineage: Eukaryota; Metazoa; Arthropoda; Insecta; Hymenoptera; Agaonidae.
AUUUAAAAUAAAAAAGAAAAAUAUAGUAUGUCUCAAUUUCCAUCAGUUUUUGAAAAUCCCUUAGUUGAAGGAAAUCUAAAUAAUUUACAACUUCCUCAAUCAAAUUAUACUCAAAUGGAACAACGGAAACUAAUUGGAUUCAAUAAUCAGCAGAAAACGGACAAACAACAGCAUCUACAACAACAAGAACAGCAACAGCAACAGCAGCAACAACCAAUGAUUGAUUCAUAUUUAUCGGCUAAUCCGUAUUUGUCACCGUUGUAUCAUAAUAAUUACUGCUUAGCUGGAUCGGAAAAGCAAGCACCACAAACGCAUCUUAUGUCGAUGGGACAACGAUACAGUUCCUUACCACCAAUCACGUUAGACCAAAUCAGAUCAUGCACAACUACUUCAUCACCUAUCUUUAUUUUACCAAAUGGAAUAUCAAAUAGCAAUCAACUUCCUGCUUAUCCAAUGCCAUUUCUUUCACCUACAUGCAUUCCCUAUUCAAUGCCUUUACCUAUUUAUCAACCCUCUGAAUGUGAAUGCAAGUGUGCAUUUAACAAAACAAGAAAUUGUUUAAAUGGAACUUUUGAAAAACAUGAAAAUGAUGGAGCAAUUUCCAAAAUUGAAAAUAAUCGUGAAUUUAGUACAAAAUAUUGCUAUAAACAAAAUAUCGAAGAUGUAUGUUCAAAUCAAAACUGCUUGGCAUCAAUUCAAUUGCAAGCAAUAAUUUCACAGUUACUUGGGAUUCACGGAAUAAUUUCUUCCACCAUAAUACGUCUAUUACUAAAAAAAAUCCCAAGCACUAAUAUAAGUGAUUCCGCAGAAGAGAUAAUGCAGUGUGCAGCAAGAAUAAUAAGACAGCUACCAAAGGAUCAGUUGCUCAAAGAGUCAAAAAGUUGUCAGGAAGUGAAUGGAUUACUUCGACUUUAUUUAACAUCUUCAACGAUAAUUGCAAGAAUAAUACCGAUUCUAACGAGUGUUCAAUUGAAAAGCAAUAUUCUUAAGGCUCUUAUCGAUAAUCUAAUUAAUGCACGAAUUAUGGAUGAUCAAGGUUUUGGAGCCGAAAAUCCGGAACCAUUGGAUGUACUAUAUUUAGAACUUAAAAGUGAUGAUGAAUUAAGACAACUGUUAUCCAUUUUGAGAGAGAAGGAAUGUCAGGAACGAGUAAAUCUUAGUUUUGCAGUCUACAAAUCGCAAAGUCUAAUAAUGGAGUCGAGGUUAACGAAUAUCCAAAGAAAGAUUGCACAACUUGAACAGGAAAUGGAUAGAAGACAUAGUAACAUUACUGUUCAAGAAUCUUAUAAAAAAUUAGCAGAUUUAAAUUUGUAUGCGAUUAGCUGUGAUUAUUUUGGUUAUAACAAGUCACAGAACGAAUAUAAAAAAUUUAAAUCUCCGGAUCCUUUCUUGAGUGUCCAUAUUUCGAAUCCAAAAAAGUUACUUUUAAAACCACAUGUCGGCAGUCCAGAAACUACUUACACAAAACCAAAUGAUAAUAAAAAAUCAAACGUUUCUAAAUCUAGUAUAGAGAAUGUUGACAAUUGUUCUUCUUUCUACGUAGAAACAUAUAACGAAGAAACAAUGCGUUAUAUACAAUUAGUGAAGGAUGAAAACCAUGGGGAUAAAAGUAUAAGCAAUAAUUUUUCUACAGAAAGGCAAAUAGAUAAUAUAAAUGCUACAGAUACAACGAACACUGUUGACAAAAAAAAUUAGAAAAAUAAAAUGUCUAGAAUUUC